UUUAUUGUGAUAUGAUGUAUCAUGUACCUUAUUCAACAUUUAUAAGCUUUCCACACGCUGAAGCUGUCAGAGAAUUGGAUUCGAUUAUGUCCAGUGAAAGUAGCACCGCAGAAAUAAAAGAACAUGUAUACGAAAACACCCUCCUUGAUUUGUAUUCUGGCUGUGGUGCGAUGUCCACUGGUUUAUGUCUUGGAGCUGCGAACUAUGGUGUUAAGCUUGUAACAAAAUGGGCAGUGGAUUUCAAUAGAGAAGCAUGUGAUAGCUUGAGAUGGAAUCAUCCAGAGACGCAGUUAAGGAUGAUAAUCUCAUCGAUUGCCUUGUUCGAAAGUUGAAUAUAGUUUGCUUUCCUCCCAAUGAGAAUAUCAAGUCUAUAGAAAGGAUUCCACUUGAGUGCGACUUUUAUUGUGAUAUGAUGUAUCAUGUACCUUAUUCAACAUUUAUAAGCUUUCCACAUGCUGAAGCUGUCAGAGAAUUGGAUUCGAUUAUGUCCAGUGAAAGUAGCACCGCAGAAAUAAAAGAACAUGUAUACGAAAACACCCUGCUUGAUUUGUAUUCUGGCUGUGGUGCGAUGUCCAGUGGUUUAUGUCUUGGAGCUGCGAACUAUGGUGUUAAGCUUGUAACAAAAUGGACAGUGUAUUUCAAUAGAGAAGCAUGUGAUAGCUUGAGAUGGAAUCAUUCAGAGACGCAGGUCCAAAAUGAAGCUGCUCAGGAUUUCUUGUGCCUUUUCAAGGAAUGGGAACACCUUUGUGUCUGUUGCUCUCUGAUAACAAGCAACUCAGCACCACAUCCUUGCUUGAAUAUUUGUAAUGAAGAAGAAGAAGAAGGGACUGCAAGUGAUAGAGACAAUGAAGUAUAUCAAGUUGAACAAGUAUUAGAAGUUUGCUUUGGGGAUCCAAAGAAAACUGGAAAGUCUGGAUUGCACUUCAAGAUACGUUGGAAAGGUUAUGGCGAAGCUGAUGACACAUGGGAACCCAUUGAUGGUUUGAGUGGUUGUGAGCAGAAAAUGAAGGAGUUCAUUGAGAAUGGGUUUAAAGCAAGUAUUUUGCCUUUGCCAGGGAGUGUUGAUGUCGUAUGUGGUGGCCCACCUUGCCAAGGAAUAAGCGGCUUCAGUCGCUUUAGGAAUAGGGAAAAUCCAUUAGAGGAUCCCAAAAACAAACAACUAGAAGCAGCAUGUAAAGACAAUUAUGUUUGUAAAAUCGUUGAGAUGUUUGAAGAUUUAGAUGGAAUGCGUUAUUUCACGGCUCAAUGGUUCUACCGAGCUAAGGACACUGUUAUUAAAUCACUUGACAAUUUCAUUGAGAGCAAGUGUGUUUUCUUAUCCGAAGUUAAGGAUGAUAAUCUCAUCGAUUGCCUUGUUCGAAAGUUGAAUAUAGUUUGCUCUCCUCCCAAUGAGAAUAUCAAGUCUAUAGAAAGGAUUCCACUUGAGUGCGACUUUUAUUGUGAUAUGAUGUAUCAUGUACCUUAUUCAACAUUUAUAAGCUUUCCACAUGCUGAAGUUGUCAGAGAAUUGGAUUCGAUUAUGUCCAGUGAAAGUAGCACCGCAGAAAUAAAAGAACAUGUAUACAAAAACACCCUCCUUGAUUUGUAUUCUGGGUGUGGUGCAAUGUCCACUGGUUUAUGUCUUGGAGCUGCGAACUAUGGUGUUAAGCUUGUAACAAAAUGGGCAGUGGAUUUCAAUAGAGAAGCAUGUGAUAGCUUGAGAUGGAAUCAUCUAGAGACGCAGGUCCGAAAUGAAGCUGCUCAGGAUUUCUUGUGCCUUUUCAAGAAAUGGGAACACCUUUGUGUCUGUUGCUCUCUGAUAACAAGCAACUCAUCACCACAUCCUUGCUUGAAUAUUUGUAAUGAAGAAGAAGAAGAAGAAGGGACUGCAAGUGAUAUAGACAAUGAAGUAUAUGAAGUUGAACAAGUAUUAGAAGUUUGCUUUGGGGAUCCAAAGAAAACUGGAAAGUCUGGAUUGCACUUCAAGAUAGGUUGGAAAGGUUAUGGUGAAGCUGAUGACACAUGCGAACCCAUUGAGGGUCUGAGUGGUUGUGAGCAGAAAAUGAAGGAGUUCAUUGAGAAUGGGUUUAAAGCAAGUAUUUUGCCUUUGCCAGGGAGUGUUGGUGUCGUAUGUGGUGGCCCACCUUGCCAAGGAAUAAGCGGCUUCAAUCGUUUUAGGAAUAGUGAAAAUCCAUUGGAGGAUCCCAAGAACAAACAACUAGAAGCAGCAUGUAGAUACAAGAAUGGCUAAACGCCAUUUCUCUAUGGUAAAAGUGGAUGGAGAGCUUUAUAAUCUUCAUGAUGGUGCUUAUGUUAAUGGUGAGGAAGGUAAAGACAAUAAUAUUUGUAAAAUCGUUCAGACGUUUGAAGAUUUAGAUGGAAUGCGUUAUUUCACGGCUCAAUGGUUCUCCCGAGCUAAGGAUACUGUUAUUAAAUCACUUGACAAGUU
This is a messenger RNA of Cuscuta campestris, 2428 nucleotides long. The record is from the annotation of a GenBank genome assembly. NCBI's taxonomy places the organism in Eukaryota, Viridiplantae, Streptophyta, Magnoliopsida, Solanales, Convolvulaceae.